AUGGCCUCGGGUCUCCGCAUGGCGGCGCCGCUGCUGCUGCUGUGGCUGGCGGCGGCAAGCGGCAGCCUCUACGACGACUUCGACUUCGUCGGAGGCGGCGAUGCCGGGGGGAGGAUGCUCGAUAACGGGCAGCUGAUCGCCUUGUCCCUAAGCAACGGUCGCGGCUCCUCCUUUCACUCCAAGAAAGAGUACCUCUUUGGGCGAUUCUCCAUGCAGCUCAAGCUCAUCCCCGGCUACUCCGCCGGCACUGUCACUACCUUCUACGUCAGUCCCUCCCCCUUUCUCUCUCUCUCUCUCUUUUCCCCUCUUGCUCUCGCGCUCGUUAGGCUAACACCUGUCUGUCUCUCUCUCUCUGUCGCUCUCGCUCGCUUCGCUUGGCUAACACCUGUCUGUCCAUCUCUCUGUCUCUGUCUCUGUCUCUCUUUCCGUCCGUGGAAAUGCAGCUACAGCUACAGCUACUCUCUCUCUCUUUCUCUAGGCUAACACCUGUCUGUCCAUCUCUCUGUCUCUGCCUCUGUCUCUCUGUGUGUGGAGAUGCAGCUACAGUCAGGGGGAACGGCGAGGGACGAGAUAGACUUCGAGUUCCUGGGGAACCUCAGCGGGGAGCCGUACGUGGUGCACACGAAUAUCUACGUAAUGGGGGAGGGGGAGAGGGAGCAGCAGUUCUACCUCUGGUUCGACCCCACCAAGGCCUUCCACACCUAUUCCCUCCUCUGGACCCCCCGCCAUAUCCUGUAAGAACAGAGAGAGAGAGAGAGAGAAGAUGGAUACUCCGGCGGCGGCCCCGUCUUCUUCGAUCUAAUGGGUUCUCUUACGGGUGAAAAAAAUUGCAGCUUUUUCGUGGACGGGACGCCCAUCAGGGAGUUCGAGAGGGCGGCGCCGUUCCCCGCCGGCCGGGUGAUGAGGAUCUGGGGAACGCUGUGGGCCGCUCAGGAGUGGGCAACGAGGGGAGGGAGGGUCCACACCGACUGGUCAAAGGGGCCCUUCACCGCCUAUUACAGGAACUUCCUGGUGGAAAGCUGCCGCCGCUCGCCGGGCGGCGCCGCCACCGCCGCCUGCCGGGAGCUGGACGCCGCCGGCCGGAGGAGGAUGACAUGGGUGCGGAGGAAAUACAUGAUCUACAACUACUGCACCGACGUGGGUCGCUUCCCCCGCGGGCCUCCGCCGGAGUGCCACCGCCGCCACCAUUAG
This is a messenger RNA of Spirodela intermedia, 1191 nucleotides long. Lineage: Eukaryota; Viridiplantae; Streptophyta; Magnoliopsida; Alismatales; Araceae. The record is from the annotation of a GenBank genome assembly.